AUGCUGCUAGCCCCGCCCCUCGUUCUCAUCAAUUUCCACCUUCUCAACGGGAUAACAUUUUACUUGUUAGAUCCAGCCAGUCGCCCAGUCAGAUUUUAGCCAUCAGUCGCAGAAAUAAUCGAAAAAUACAAUUCCAACCUGUUAUAAUUUUACAUUUGGCUGCCCACAAGGGGGAUUGUGCUCAAUGUGAGACAUCCAAACUGGCUCCGCAGCCCUUUCUGUGCACAAUGGGGAUUUAACGGAGAAAAAAACAGCAACGAUUACUUCUGUUCUGCCGUGACAAUUGAACGCACCAUGCAGCAUCCGAGGGCAUGGCGAGCUGUGCUGUUCCUCACCAUCAUGUUACACACGGGGCUGUCAGACAGAUACGGUUGCCUGUUUGAGAGAAAACUGUGCUCCAGGGAUCAAUUUUGCUCAGAUGAUGGCCUGUUUGGUCAGUGUCGCAGUUCUAAGCAGGACCGGGUCCAGUUCCAAGUGACAGUUCCUGUCCUGAAGAGAAUGCAGGAAGUCCUUAAACAGCUUAUGCUGCAGGGUCUAUCCUGGCAGGAUGACAUCACACAGUAUAUUUUAUCAAAGGAACUGAAAAGAGUUCCUCACAUCACCCAGUCAUCCAAACCAAACUCUUCUUCGCAUGCUCAGUCCAAACAGCAUGUCUCCAAAUCAGGAUCUGCAGCACCUGCUGGCAACUAUGCGGACUACAUGAUUGUUGAGCCUCCUCGGUCACCAAUACAAAUGCAGGGAGUCUCCAUCAACCCUUAUACAUACCAGCAGCACAGGCACCAAGAUGAAGCGGCGAGAUCUCUUAUGAGGGGAGGAGAUAGCUAUGCCCGCCCCGGCACAUGGUCGCAGGCCAAUCAGAAAGAGCGAGAGCGAGACAGGCAACUCCUUCAGCAGGCAUUGUCCGUCUAUUUGGCUUCUGCACCAUCCUCUUACCGCCACCGUGGGCCAAGCUCCUUGGCUUCUGCAGGCCUGCCUUAUUAUGAUGACUUUCAAAUGGAGUUACCACUGGACUAUGCAGAAGAUUAUACCCUAGAGGAGAGACUUGGAUCUACAAACAGGCAACCACCGCUCCAAAAUAAGGUUUCUCAGGUUUACAACACCCAGUCUGGAAACAAUGAUGGCUUGCUGCAAAAAAUGUCUGGCGUCCUACAGAGGUACGGAGUCGACCCUAAAGAGCUCAGCCAGGAGCAGCUCUACAAAUUAGCCCUCAUACUGCAACUUCUACAAGCCCAAGACAAGACACACGAUCCAAACGAGAAGGACUUGGUCACUCUCAAGGAGAUUGAACUGUUAAAAACAGACACCAUGCCUAGGAAGACAGAUAAGCUUGCUUCUGUCCCGAUUGCACCUGAUGCCCCUGAAGCCCCACAACCUGUGUCAGCUGUAACCACACCUAGGACGAAGAGCACAGGGGCCCCUCCGUCAACCUCCCAAGCCCGAUCGGUUGCUCCUGAAGAAGGAGCAAGUUUGGAGAAGGAAGGAAUACCACAAAUUGAGGCCACAGGUGCCAAAGAGGAGUAUGGCUACAUUGUCACCAACCAGAGCCCUCUAAGUUGGUAUGAUGCUGUGAAGCUUCUGGAGCUCCUGGCUGAGAAAAUCCACCUGACAAUCAGAAGCUUCAUGAAUAUAAGCGUGGUGGGACCAGCAGUGACAUUUCGGAUCCGCCAGAACGAGCACAAUAUGACAGCUGCAGAGGUGGCAGCGAAAGCCGUGUCUGAAAAGAACUUUUUGGAGUCGGAGACAACCCUGAAGAUUGUACAGACUGGUGUGGGAGAGAGGACAAAUGCACAGGGUCUCCCUCAGGUAACCAGGGUUUCCCAGGGGUCCAGUGGGACGGUCAUCACACUAGUUUCCAUGGCUGUGGUAGGGGGUGUGUUGAUGCUGGCUGUGGCCAUCGCUUGCCUCAGACACUACGCUCACCAAGUGGCCAAUGGCAAACUUGGUCUGGGGCCAGAGGGAGGAGCCGAAACACACUUUGAUUAUCAGGAGUUAUGUCGACAGCACAUGGCAUCCAAAUCAUCUCUGUGCCGCCAGGACUGUGCGGGUGCUGCGAGCAGUGGCAUGGCAGGUUCCGCCACGAGUGCCGGCGGGCGACGGGGAACGGAUACAUCGCGCGUGAGCAGCGUUUCCUCCCAAUUCAGCGAUGGACCACAGCAUAGCCCGUCCUCCACCCACAGUUCCACUCCAUCCUGGAGUGAGGAGCCCGCCCAGUCAAAUAUGGACAUCUCCACCGGUCACAUGAUUCUGUCCUAUAUGGAGGACCACCUUCGUAACAAGGAUCGCCUUCAGAAGGAGUGGGAGGCGCUUUGCUCCUACCAGGCUGACCCCAGUUCAGUGGCUGCGGCUCAAACUCCCAGCAACAUGGCCAAAAACAGACAAGCAGAAUCACUCCCAUACGACCACUCACGUGUGAAGCUGAAAAGGGAGCUGAACCCCAGAAAACAAGAUUACAUCAAUGCCAGCUUCAUCUUUGAUCAUGACCCGCGUCAGCCAGCGUAUAUCGCCACUCAGGGACCUCUGCCUCACACAGUGGCUGAUUUUUGGCAGAUGGUUUGGGAGAAUGGUUGCACGGUGAUCGUGAUGAUGUCCGCUCUGGCGGAGGAUGGACAGAAACAGAGCGAAAGAUAUUGGCCUGAUGAGGGUUCGUCACUCUACCACAUCUAUGAGGUAAACCUGGUGUCAGAGCAUAUCUGGUGCAAGGACUUCCUGGUGCGUAGCUUCUACUUAAAGAAUGUCCAGACACAAGAGACGAGAACCUUAACGCAGUUUCACCUCCUGAGCUGGCCGGUUGACGGAAUCCCCACCUCAACACGGCCCCUGCUUGAUUUCCGCAGGAAGGUGAAUAAAUGCUACAGAGGUCGUUCCUGCCCUAUUAUUGUUCACUGCAGUGACGGCACUGGCAGGACUGGCACAUACAUCCUCAUCGACAUGGUGCUGAACCGCAUGGCCAAAGGAGUGAAGGAGAUUGACAUUGCUGCCACACUGGAACACGUCAGAGACCAGAGACCCGGCCUGGUCAGCACCAAGGACCAGUUUGAAUUUGCACUGACGGCCGUUGCUGAGGAGGUGAAUGCCAUCUUGAAAGCCUUGCCGCAGUGAACAGCAGCACCGACUGUGACACACCCACCCAAAAAUGUUCUAAGACAGCCACACUCGCCAGCAGAUUCACUUGAAUGAAUCAGUCAUGCUAGGAUUUCAAUCAUUAAAGGUAUUUAAUUUCAUAAUAAAACGCUUGAUAAUAAAAGCUUUUAA
Hippocampus zosterae (dwarf seahorse) is the source of this 3252-nucleotide messenger RNA. RefSeq names its product protein tyrosine phosphatase receptor type Na (gene ptprna). The record is from RefSeq and is a predicted model, not a curated record. Gene Ontology annotation, biological process: protein dephosphorylation. Bases 295 to 3099 code for a protein of 934 amino acids. NCBI's taxonomy places the organism in Eukaryota, Metazoa, Chordata, Actinopteri, Syngnathiformes, Syngnathidae. Gene Ontology annotation, cellular component: secretory granule. Gene Ontology annotation, molecular function: protein tyrosine phosphatase activity. The transcript has 24 exons.